CAGCCAGAAACUUACAACCUGACAGUAAAAAGCAAUUUUUUUUUAAAGAUUUCGUUUUUAUCCUUCUUGGCCACCAGAAUUAAGCCCAAGUUAUUGUUUGCCAAGUUAUCGUUCUUGUUGUUUUUAUCCCAGUCUUGAGUUGCUAAUAAUAAUCUUUUUUUCGAAUGAUGUAUUGCAGCUUUUAAAAUUACUUCUGUGAUAUAUUUUUCUGUGGAAUCAAUGACAAAAUUUUAAGGGUCUUUAGCUGUCGUUAAAUUUAAGAUGGGAGACUUUGCAGAUGAAGAAAAUCUUCAAACUUCAAUUCAUUUCUCAGUUGGAAAAAUAUGUGCGGAUAUUGCGACUGAAUACAAAGUGAACUUCAGCAAAGAAUUUAUGGCUACUCUUGCAGAUUUAACUUUCCAUCAAGCGAGUAUAUUUGCCGAAGAUUUGGAAGCCUUUGCAAAGCAUGCAAAAAGAACAACAGUUAAUUCUGAAGAUGUUAAGCUUCUUGUAAGAAGAAGUAAAUCUCUGCAUGAACACAUCAACGAAAUGGCUGCUGAAUUAGGAGCUGCUUCUGCGAAGCCCAAAAGCAAGAAGAAAGUUAGUGAAAAGAAAGAAGAAAACGAUGAUGAUGUCCAAAUUAUUUCCUGAAAGUUUUCUUUUUAAUGUUGAAUCAACUUUAUUUUUAUAUAUGUUGAGAAUGUAUAUAUUCAUACAGAAAGCUUAUAUCAUUAUGUAUAAUCAAUAAAUAAAUAGUGUCUAUGAUUUGA
Parasteatoda tepidariorum (common house spider) is the source of this 749-nucleotide messenger RNA. The record is from RefSeq and is a predicted model, not a curated record. Lineage: Eukaryota; Metazoa; Arthropoda; Arachnida; Araneae; Theridiidae.